GGGAUGGCAAGAUGGCGCUGCGUACGGCGAUUGGGUCUGUGUAUCGGCGCGUCUGUCAGGGCAUGAGAAAUUUUUCUGUGAACAGUUUUGAGAGCAGUACAGCCAAAAAUGAUGGCUUUCUUCUCAGUACCAACAUGAAAUGGGUACAGUUUUCAAAUCUACAUGUUGAUGUGCCUAAGGAUUUGACCAAACCUAUGGUAACCAUUUCUGAUGAACCAGACACAUUAUAUAAGCGCCUGUCAGUUUUAGUAAAAGGCCAUGAUAAGGCUGUAUUGGACAGUUAUGAAUAUUUUGCUGUGCUUGCUGCUAAAGAACUUGGUAUUUCUAUUAAAGUACACGAACCUCCAAGGAAAAUAGAACGAUUUACUCUUCUCAAAUCAGUGCAUAUUUUCAAGAAGCACAGAGUUCAGUAUGAAAUGAGAACACUUUACAGAUGUUUAGAGUUAGAACACCUAACUGGAAGUACGGCAGAUGUUUACUUGGAAUAUAUUCAGCGAAACUUACCUGAGGGGGUUGCCAUGGAAGUAACAAAGGUAUGA
Galeopterus variegatus (Sunda flying lemur) is the source of this 539-nucleotide messenger RNA. It is a transcript of the gene MRPS10, whose product is annotated as mitochondrial ribosomal protein S10. The record is from RefSeq and is a predicted model, not a curated record. Lineage: Eukaryota; Metazoa; Chordata; Mammalia; Dermoptera; Cynocephalidae. Bases 12 to 539 code for a protein of 175 amino acids. The transcript has 6 exons. Gene Ontology annotation, cellular component: mitochondrial small ribosomal subunit; mitochondrion.